Molecule: messenger RNA, 429 nt
Organism: Candida tropicalis MYA-3404
Lineage: Eukaryota; Fungi; Ascomycota; Pichiomycetes; Serinales; Debaryomycetaceae
Gene: KRE1
Product: Kre1p
Exons: 1
Coding region: 1-429 (142 amino acids)
Biological process (GO): fungal-type cell wall organization
Source: RefSeq, a predicted model, not a curated record
AUGAGAUUACUUAUAACAUAUAUUUUCUUCCUUUUCUGUUCAUUAGUUAGUGCAGCAGAUGAAACCACAUCAUCAUCUUCAUCGUCAAGUUCAGAUAAUGUUAAAACCACGACAUCGAUUUCAACUACAUUAGUUUGGGUAACAGGUACUGAUGCAAGUGGUAAUUUAGCAACUACACAAUCACCAUAUUAUCAAAGUUUUAUUAGUUUUUGGACUGAAGUUGCAUCACCAUCUUCUGCAUCAAUUGGUUUAGGAUCAAUUAGUGGAACUGUUGGUAAAAUUAGAAGUUAUUCUCAAACUACAAUUUCUCAAGGAAGUGGAUCAUCUUUAAUUAAUAAUAGAAGUAUUUUAAGUUCAAAUGAUUUUACAUUAACUAAAUUACUUGGAGCUUCUACCAUUGCAAUGAUUUCUAUUAUAUUAUUGAUCUAA